Klebsormidium nitens is the source of this 2747-nucleotide messenger RNA. Lineage: Eukaryota; Viridiplantae; Streptophyta; Klebsormidiophyceae; Klebsormidiales; Klebsormidiaceae. The record is from the annotation of a GenBank genome assembly.
CUUCUUCGGGCCUGGCUACAGAGGGACCACUCAGGCAAGAUCUGAGAAGAUGCAAGCGCCCUAGCUAGGCGUUCUUGCUUGCAUCAUGCGAGCCCCAAACGGGGAAAGCACCUGGGUCAAGGAAGGAAUUCCAGGGAACAAACGAGCUGGCGAGCUGACGGACGAUGAGCAGGCACGUCAUUCAUUCUUCGGGCAGCUUUCUUCUGUGAGAAAGUGUCAGGAACAGCGCUUGAUCUGCCACUGAGCUGCAUCCACAUAGAGGCUUUCUCAGCCAUCGCGUUGGUUCUAAGCGCAGGGCACUCUGCGAGGGUUUGCAGGCUUAGAAUUAGUGUGUGACUAGCUAUAAGAAAGUCCGACGAAACGUAAUCUGCAACUUCGAACGCACAGAUCUGGCCGCCGCCUGGAAAAGUAUCUGGCAUGGCGCCUAAUGCGACUCGCGAAGCCCACGGAGAUGCAUAUCAAAUAAACUUCUCGGAUGGGGGUAAGACCAGUCUAGAUAGAUUUGAUCGUUUCUGUGAAAUGGCCGGAGGCGAGCUCGCGAAAGCACCCGACCACUCGCACGCGCCUGGCAUUCAGAAUGGGGAGAGAAUGAACGGAGACUCCGGUGAGGGCGUUCCGGCGUUUGAACAGGGGCAGAGACUCGACCAAGCACCGGCGGGGUCGAGUGAAGACGAUUCAUUGUUGGAAGGGCGCCCGAAGCGAGUCGCGAUCUUUGUUGAACCAUCGCCGUGGUCGUACACCAGUGGUUACAAGAAUCGGUACCAAAACUUCAUCAGAUUUCUUCGGGAGCAAGGGGACGAGGUGUUGGUUAUUACCACCCAUGAAGGAGCGCCGAAAGAGUGGUAUGGCGCCAAGGUAGUCCCGUCGUACAGCGUCGAGUUCCCUUUCUACUCGAAGCUGCGCCUCUCCCUCGCCCUCAGCUUCCGCAUCUUCAACAUCGUCCGGGACUUCAAGCCUGACGUCAUCCACGCCGCCUCCCCCGGGAUCAUGGUCAUGGGGGCCCUUGUAUACUCUUAUACCCUCCAAGUCCCGAUCAUCAUGACGUACCACACGCACCUCCCCGUGUACAUUCCCAAGUACAAAAUCAUGGGCUGGCCCUCUAACUGGCUCGUGAACCCCGCCUAUCUGUACAUAAGAGCACUCCACAACCUAGCCACUUUCACUAUGACCAUGUCCGAGGAGAUGCGCACCGAGAUGCUCCGCUUUGGAGCUGCCAGACCUUCUCGUAUUCGGGUCUGGAAGAAGGCUGUCGACUCGGAGCAGUUCCACCCGUCCUUUGCAAGCACUGAGUGGCGAAACAAGCUCAGCGGUGGCCAUCCAGAGCGGCCGUUGAUUGUGCACGUGGGUCGGCUAGGCCAGGAGAAACAGCUCUCCUUCAUCAAGCUGAUUUUGGAGAGGAUACCUGAAGCCUCUCUUGCGUUCGUUGGAGACGGUCCACACAGGCCCCAGCUCGAGGAGAUGUUCCAGGACACGCCAACGGUCUUCACCGGCAUGCUGUCGGGUGCGGACCUGUCCGCUGCAUAUGCGAGCUCGGACGUCUUCUUCACCCCCAGUGAGACGGAGACCCUGGGUUUGGUCGCUCUAGAGGCGAUGGCGUGCGGGACACCUGUCGUGGCUGUGCGCGCGGGGGGCUUUAUCAACAUCGUGGACAAGGAGGGGGAGACGGGCUUUUUGUACACGCCAGGCGACAUUGACGACGCCGUGGCCAAGCUGCGCAAGCUGCUGUUCGACAAAGAGUUCAACAGAAAGAUUGCUGCGGCUGCCCGGAAGGACGUGGAGCGGUACGACUGGCGGGCGUCGACGCGGCAGGUGCGGCGGGACGGGUACGACAUGGCGAUCCGUCUGUGGAGGAAGGCGCAGCGCGCGCGGCAGUCGUGGCGCAGCUGGCUGCCCUGGACGUGGUUUGCCAAGCUGGAUUGAGUGGGGACAACUAGAGCGACGGAGAACGGGGAGCAGUGCGGUUUGGCUCCUGGGGAAGUUUUUGAGUGCUGCGGGAAUGAGUGGGGAGAACGCUCGAAGGGGACGGUCAAGGUUAUCAAAAUAAAGAACGGCGUGAAGGGUGGCGCGUAGAGCGGCAGUCUGCAACGAGAGCGGAGGAGGUGGGGAGGCGGUAUGCAGAGAGGGACUUUCUGAUAGCGGCGAAGGAACUGGAGGAACGGGAUUGGAAAUGCAUCCCGAAGAAUGGGGGGAUUUUAUGGUAGAUUGAGUGGUGGUCCAUGGGUUCGCGCUAGGCCUGUUACAGACGAAGGUAAUUCUAAUAACGGAGAGUGGGCAAGGGGGCUGUGUCACGUUAGUGAUUGGCUCGUAUGGGUAUGUCAACGCAAUGCCCUCUGUGUGGACGUCUCUUUGUAUCAUAGAGGGAGGCUUGUGAUCGGUAAGCAAGUUCGGCCUGGGUGUGAGAGUACUGGGGCUUUGAGAGAUCCGGAGUCUUGCCGAGGCAGAGGCUGCGUUGAAUCAAGCAAUUUUGAUUCGGAUAGAGCGCCGAGUGCUAGGUUAGCUUAUCCCAAGAGGCUGCCGACUAAUCAAUUCUCUUUGACUCGCCAUGUCCUUAAUUGUUAAGGUAGGCGCAAUAUUAGACAGGUAUGAUUUGUAUGUUUGCCCGCAGGAGGGCGUCCUUCCGUAAGUUGAGGGGUUAAAGGGAAGCUGGGGGAGACCAACUUUUGAGAACGUACAAACGUAGGUGAUUGUUUCGAGACCUCCUUUGGAGAGCGUUGUUGGCGGCAGUAACGAGCGCACAAGGUCACCAA